CUCUGCGCUGCACCGGGAGGAGACGGGCCAAGAUGGCGGCAGGGGACCAGGAAGGGCCGGCGGUGGAGCAGGAGCCGGCGGCGGAGGAGCCACGGAACUUUAAGGACUUGGGAGUAACAGAUGUCCUGUGUGAAGCUUGUGACCAGUUGGGAUGGAAGGUGCCAACGAAGAUCCAGAUUGAGGCUAUUCCAGUGGCUCUCCAAGGCAGAGACAUCAUUGGACUGGCAGAAACUGGCUCUGGAAAAACAGGAGCCUUUGCUUUGCCAAUUCUUCAAGCUCUGCUGGAAACACCUCAGCGAUUAUUUGCUCUCGUCCUUACACCAACAAGGGAACUGGCCUUUCAAAUCUCAGAGCAGUUCGAAGCUCUUGGCUCCUCCAUUGGUGUUCAAAGUACGGUUAUUGUGGGUGGAAUUGACACCAUGUCUCAGUCUCUGGCCUUAGCCAAAAAACCACAUGUUAUAAUUGCAACCCCUGGCCGUCUAGUUGAUCAUCUGGAGAACACAAAGGGCUUCAACUUACGAGCUCUGAAGUUCCUAGUGAUGGAUGAGGCUGACCGGAUUCUUAACAUGGAUUUUGAGACAGAGGUGGAUAAGAUAUUAAAAGUGAUUCCUCGAGACAGGAAGACAUUCCUGUUUUCUGCCACCAUGACCAAGAAGGUUCAAAAACUCCAGCGUGCUGCUCUGAAGAAUCCUGUUAAAUGUGCCGUUUCUUCCAAGUAUCAGACAGUUGAAAAACUACAGCAGUACUACAUUUUCAUCCCCUCCAAAUUCAAGGACAGCUACCUGGUUUAUAUCCUGAAUGAACUGGCUGGUAACUCUUUCAUGAUAUUCUGUAGUACAUGUAACAAUACUCAGAGGACUGCUCUACUGCUCCGCAACCUGGGGUUCACUGCCAUUCCCCUCCAUGGGCAGAUGAGUCAGAAUAAACGGUUGGGCGCCCUAAACAAGUUCAAGGCAAAGGCACGUUCUAUUCUCUUGGCUACUGAUGUUGCAAGCAGAGGUCUGGAUAUCCCACAUGUGGAUGUGGUGAUAAACUUCGAUAUUCCUACGCACUCUAAGGAUUACAUUCAUCGUGUUGGGAGAACAGCUCGAGCUGGGAGAUCUGGCAAAUCUAUCACCUUUGUUACACAGUAUGAUGUCGAGCUGUUCCAGCGCAUUGAACACCUGAUUGGCAAGAAGCUGCCAGCGUUCCCCAUGCAAGAGGAAGAAGUUAUGAUGCUGACAGAGCGUGUGGCUGAGGCCCAGAGGUUUGCUCGAAUGGAGCUGCGGGAGCAGGGAGAGAAGAAGCGACCUCGGAAUGAUGAUGAUGACACAGAAGAAGCUAUUGGUGUCAGGAAUAAGGUGGCAGGAGGAAAAAAGAAGAAAAGGAAAACCUUCUAGUUUGGUAUUUGAACAGACUUUUUUAUUUUUCUCUUUAUGGCUAUCUGAGCUAUCAAAAACAGUCUCCCAAGCCAUUUCCAGUGGAUUUUUUUUUUCAGCACUACAUAGGAAAUUUGGCAGUCCCUGAAGGAAAAAACCUACUUUUCCUCUUCACCAGCUACAGACUGAGCUUGGCCCAUGUUGGUACCGUGGUACCAGUUUUCCCUUCAGGGACACCAUCAGAGACCAUCAUCUCUGGAACUGGAAGCAGCUGUGGUCUGGCUCUGCUCAGUCGCUAUGAAGUGCAGUGUGAGUGCAGCUUUUGCACUGCUGCAGCCUCCCACUGUCCAAUUUCACUGAGUGCAUCUGGAGUCAGAUCUGUCAGAAGAAAGAGAGGAAAAAAUUAAAAAGCAGUGACUGAGUUUUCACAGCACAGCUGUGAUGCCCUUGCCUUGGUGAAGGGACGUGUUACAUUGAGAACUCAAUAUAUUUUGCUUAAUCUUAAAGCUA
Prinia subflava (tawny-flanked prinia) is the source of this 1868-nucleotide messenger RNA. It is a transcript of the gene DDX47, whose product is annotated as DEAD-box helicase 47. The coding region runs from base 33 to 1379 and encodes 448 amino acids. The transcript is spliced from 12 exons. Gene Ontology annotation, molecular function: RNA helicase activity; nucleic acid binding; ATP binding. NCBI's taxonomy places the organism in Eukaryota, Metazoa, Chordata, Aves, Passeriformes, Cisticolidae. The record is from RefSeq and is a predicted model, not a curated record.